UGCUCCUAUCCUAUCCUCCUACAUUCUGACUUCAAAAGGUACAAACAUACUUGUUGGGACCAGACUUGUGGCUAACGCCACUGAAUAACCCACCAAAACGUGCCGAAAAGGUGAGGAACGGUGCACUCCAAGGGCGUGUGUCAUUCUGCGCAGCUGAAAGUUGAUAUUUCGUUUAGCACCUAACAUGGAUGGGUCACGCCGGAGCGCGCUGGCUGACCUGGUUUGCCUAGCAGCUCUGCUGGCUCUCGCUGUUAUCGGUCAGGUGUCCGCCGAUGACCCGAACUACAUGAUCGGUCGGGGAAUGUACGACAUGACUGGACCAGCAGGAGAAAUCAAUUUCAUGGGCUAUGCAAACCCAGCGCAGACCGGACGCGGCAUUCACCUGCGCCAGUUUGCACGAGCAUUCGUCCUGAUGGACCCGGCGACAAGCAAGCGCUUUGCCUUCGUAAACAUCGACGGCUGUAUGGCGUCGCAAGUGGUCACGUUGCAGGUACUGGAUCUGCUGCGUGUAGAGUUUGGCAGUGUGUACACGGAGGACAACGUGUGCAUAACCGGCACUCACACACACUCCACGCCGGGCGGCUUCUUCCAGUACGUCCUCUUCGACAUCACCAGCGUCGGCUCUGUAAACCAGACAAUUCAGGCAUACGCUAAUGGUAUUGUACGCGCAAUCAAGAUGGCGCAUACUAACAUGCAACCUGGGUAUGUGUUAAUCAACAGUGGUGACUUGCUGAAUGCCAGUAUUAACCGCAGUCCAACAGCAUACCUCUGGAAUCCGGCUGAGGAGAGAGCACAGUAUGAGCAUGACACGGAUAAGCUCAUGACCGUCCUGAAACUGGUGGAUGCAAAGAUGACAGGGAUUGGAAUGAUCAGCUGGUUUGCUGUGCACUGCACCAGUAUGAACAACACCAACAGACUCAUCAGUAGCGACAACAAAGGCUAUGCUGCGCUCCUCUUUGAGGAAACCAUGAACCCAGGACAUUUCCCAGGACAGGGUGACUUUGUGGCAGCCUUUGCCCAGGGUAAUGAAGGCGAUGUUUCGCCCAACACCAAGGGAGCUCGCUGCAUCGAUACAGGUCUGCGAUGCGAACAGAACCGGAGCACGUGUGAUGGCAAAAACGAGAAGUGUAUUGCAUUCGGUCCCGGCAAGGACAUGAUGGACAGCACCCGCAUCAUUGCCACACUGCAAUACGAGAAAGCCAAGGAACUGUAUGACGGCGCCAAAACAGUACUGACAGGCCCCAUUGACUAUCGUCAUAGUUACGUGCAGAUCAGCAACCAGACGGUGGACUUCAAUGGCACAAUGGCACACACCUGUAAGCCAGCCAUGGGUUACAGCUUUGCUGCGGGCACCACCGAUGGGCCAGGCGCCUUCAACUUCAAGCAAGGAACCGUUGAUGGUAAUCCGUUCUGGAACGCCAUCUCACACCUGCUGGCCGACCCGACACCAGAGCAAGUUGCCUGCCAUCAUCCCAAACCCAUCCUGCUCGACACCGGCGAGAUGAAUGUCCCGUUUCCAUGGCAGCCACACGUCGUCGACAUCCAGCUGCUGCGACUAGGUCAGCUGUUGAUCGCCGCUGUUCCGGGAGAGUUCACCACCAUGUCUGGUCGGCGAUUGCGCAAUGCCCUCAAGAAGCUGGUAGUGUCGAUGGGAUGGUCUGAGGACACGACGGUGGUGAUUGCCGGACUCUCCGGUACAUACUCAGACUACAUCACCACGUAUGAGGAGUAUCAGGAUCAACGGUACGAGGCUGCUUCCACCACGUACGGACCUCACACUCUAGCAGCGUAUAUCCAGAACUACGAGCGUCUAGCCACAGAUAUGAUCAAGGGCGCACCGUCAGCUACUGAAGCACAGCCAGCCAUCAACAGGCAUGCCCUGGACCUGUACAACUACCCACUGCCCGUCAUAUGGGAUUCGGCACCCAUAGGCAGCUGCGUUGGCUGUGUCAGCGAAGACGCCAAAGCAACUUACACAGCCGGUGAAGUUGUGCAAGUUCAGUUCCACGCCGGCAAUCCUCGCAACAAUCUACUGACUGAUCAGACAUUCCUGACUGUUGAGCAGCAGGUCAGCGACGACAAGUGGACGGUGGUACUGCGAGACUCCGACUGGCAUACGGAAUUUCACUGGGACAAAGACAGCAUUAUUUCAACGCACAGCAUUGCAACAAUAAUCUGGCGCACCCUGCCCAGCACAGAGGCUGGCACGUACCGCAUCCAGCACCACGGCUACUAUCAUCCACUGGCGGAGAGCCCCAAGCCCUAUAGUGGUACAUCACGCACAUUCACCAUCACUGCUUAGUGGCGAUGAGCCAUCAGCUAGGACUUGUGACAACAGUCUAGGGUAUUUGAAAUGAUCUCUGACAUGCAUGCAUAUAACGCAACACACACACGCGCGCACACGCACGCACACACACACACACACACACACACACACACACAUAAGGAGGUGAAAUCGGAAGGCAAUGCCGACAAUGCUAACAUGACAUUGGCUCCCUGAUUUUCAAGCUGUCUCUGCUUAUAGGCCCAUCUUAGCAUGUGUAGUGCAUAGUAAUACAGUGGUCCCUCUAUAAUCCGGCACCAUUUGUGCCACGAAAAUCUGCUGGAUUAGGGAGGGUGCUGGAUUAACAAAUCUGAUUUACUGCUGCAAUGUGCAUGAAGAGGACAUUUUGGCUACUGAAAAUUGUGCUGGUUUAUCGAGGGUGCUGGAUUAUAAAGUGCCGGAUUAGAGAGGGACGACUGUAAUAGUGAUCUGACACCAUGGUUGCAGUGAUACUGCACAGCAGUGACAUCACUCAGCAUAAUGACCUCAUAAUUCAGGACAAUGACCUCAUCGUUAUCAUUACCUUGACACUUCUAUUCAAUUAUUUUGGUGUUGGUGGCAAAUAUACUUUCAUGCUUCUUACUUUUCUUCCUCGUGCACCACUUCUCAGCCACAGAUGUUGCCGUUGAA
This is a messenger RNA of Sycon ciliatum, 2953 nucleotides long. RefSeq lists its product as uncharacterized. Gene Ontology annotation, cellular component: extracellular region. NCBI's taxonomy places the organism in Eukaryota, Metazoa, Porifera, Calcarea, Leucosolenida, Sycettidae. The transcript has 16 exons. The record is from RefSeq and is a predicted model, not a curated record. The coding region runs from base 185 to 2302 and encodes 705 amino acids. Gene Ontology annotation, molecular function: N-acylsphingosine amidohydrolase activity. Gene Ontology annotation, biological process: ceramide catabolic process; sphingosine biosynthetic process; long-chain fatty acid biosynthetic process.